Molecule: messenger RNA, 2175 nt
Organism: Ceraceosorus bombacis
Lineage: Eukaryota; Fungi; Basidiomycota; Exobasidiomycetes; Ceraceosorales; Ceraceosoraceae
Source: the annotation of a GenBank genome assembly
AUGCACGCGCUGCACCACCUGCGAUCCAUCUCGGCCACUUUCUAUCGCGGCGGUGCGUCUCGCAGUGCGGCAACGGUGGCAUAUAUGCUAUGCUAUGCUCCGCUCACACCCCACCUCUUGUCCUUCUCAACGCUACGUAUCCUUGUACGCUGCUUUGCUCGCCGUCUGCGAUGGCAUGUCAUGAUGGCGCACGCAGGUACGAGCAAGGGCUUGAUCUUUUCGCCCAGCUCCUUGGCUCGCUUUGAUGCGCCUACGCGCGAUCGCAUCAUAUGCGCCGCUAGUGAGUCAUUUCCCGCAUCGCAUCUCAGGAAGCGCAGACUCAUACACAUGCUUGCUCCCCUCUGACCACGCGCAGUGGGUGAGCACAUGUCUCCCUUGGCGUUGCAUCGCGGCCGCGGCCCCGCUCGCUCGCUCGCUCACCCUCUCUCUCUCUCUCUCUCGCGCGCUGACAUGCCCAAGUUCAGGCUCGCCCGACCCGGAUAUGCGUCAAAUCUCCGGCUUGGGAGGCGGCGCUUCUUCCCUCUCCAAGUGCGCCAUAGUCAGUGCUCCAGCCGACGAUUGGAGCAAGCUGGCGCGCAUAGCAGGCCAUCCCUUUCCAGGCGUAGCAUGGAGCGAGAAUUUCGAGAGGUCCAUGCAUGCAGAUCAAGGUUGGGGUGAGUCGCGCGCGCGCUUGCCUCGUCGCCCUUGCGCUUGCGCUUGCGAUGCAUCCUGCUGAUCCCUCUUUUAGCGCGUUCAGAUUGUGUGUAUCGCUUUGGACAGGUACCUAUCAACGGAACGCAGAUCGAUUGGGGUUCGACAUGCGGCAACCUUGUAGCCGCGGUAGCAGACUAUUAUCUGUCCAGCGCGAUUGGUUCGUCGCAGAUUUCUGCUUCGCUGCCGCCAUCCUCCCAAGUCAAAGCCGGCGAUACAUGCUCGGCAAUGUUGAGGAUAUUAGCUCAUGAUACAGGCAAGGUCGUCAAGGCUAGAGUACCUGUCUAUUGGGAAGAAGAGAUUGAGAGGUGGAUGCCUUGUACCGAGGGAGAGGCCAGCAUUGCUGGAGUCCCGGGAACAGGCCCAGCUAUCGUCAUCGAGAGCCCGCUGAAGAGCGGCGUACUUCCAACUGGCCGGCCAGUAGACUCGAUCAAGAUGAAUGAAAGUGAAAUCGUGAGUGGAAGUUUGCGUUGCGUAUCUCCUCUAGUCUCAAUCCUGUUCCCCGUCACAGAAAGUCACAGUGACAGAUACGGGCCUUCCGACCAUCUUUGUGGAUGCUCGAGAUCUGCACAUUCCUCUGGCGCAGCUACUGGACCAUCCAUCGGUACUCGAAUCCGACGGCGAGCUGAUGCGUCGCCUAGAAAAGAUCCGUUACGAAGCGAGUCAACUCUCCACUAGCUUGAGCUCUAAAUUUUCUCCACCUGCGCCCAAAAUCUGUCUCGUGCAUCCCAAAGCCGCCUACAAGACCACGGGGGGUCAAAGCAUCGAAGCGUCGGAGAUGGAUGUGCUCAUCAGAGCCUUGAGCAAUGGUGUGAGUAGUGUGCGCGCUCUCUCGCUUCGGCCUUGCGGAGGAUGGGCAAGUAACGCGACCGCAUCCUGCCGCGUCCACAGCAAGUCCACCGAACCGUCCCUGCGACGACGUUGAGCGCUGCCACGGCAGCUCUGUGCUACGAUGACUCUGUCAUCUCGCGCGCAUUUCGAGCUAGCGGAGGACAAAUCAGUCCUUCUUCCUCGCAAGCCACCAGCACCGCUUCUCCUCCAAGCACGUCCACAUUUUUGCAUUCUCCCGACAUCCUUUCUCUAACGGUGGGUCAACCAGCAGGUCUAUCUACCGCCUCUGCCAAGACAUCACAUGUCGCUGCGUCGCGCUCAGAUCAAAAAAGGUCCGCCGAACCGACAGCGAUCGUGAUGACGCGAACAGCUAGGAGGAUCAUGCAGGGAAACAUUCUCGUGCCUGCAGCAAUAGCCAGACCGUUCAAGGGCUGGCACAAUUUCAUGCCUCUGACGCCACGCCAACAUUUGUACGAGACGCCUUUUGAGGAGGGAGCGGAUGGGAGUGACGACUUGGGGCGAGAUGGGCAAGCAGGGCCCAACGCAGAGCAAAAGAGAGUCGCGGACAUGAGACGAUGGUUUGGCAGUUCUGUCUCGCCUGAACGAGGAGACUUGGAAGCUCGCGAAGAGGACGGCGUGUCGAGGAUCGCGUGA